AUCCGGUUUUUACGUCAAGUUUAGAGCGGCAACAACGCUAACUGGGACCUUCCAGGAUAUACCUUGCAACUUUGUUGUCCAUAAGGCGAGCCCUAUACUCCUGGGACUAAUUGAAACUUUUUUGGAGUGUUGAACGCUAGAUACCAAGGAUGUCUUUGUGUAAGAGUUUCGGCAAGGAUAAGGUGAUUUUUGUUACCGCCGAAGAUCAUGCAACACCGAGUACAGUUGUGCUACCGGAACCAGAAGCCAGCCCCGGCCUGAUACUGGACAAUGGAGACAUCAAUUGGAAUUGUCCGUGCCUAGGAGGAAUGGCGACCGGACCGUGCGGUGUCGAGUUCCGUGAGGCUUUCUCCUGUUUCCAUUACAGUGAGGCCCAACCCAAAGGAUCGGACUGUUACGAUGCUUUCAAAACGAUGCAAGACUGCAUGGCUAACUAUCCCGGGGUGUACAAACAGAACCUACAGGACGACGAAGACGGUGGCACCGGGAUGGAUUUGGGUGCCAUGUUAGAUGAGGAUGAGGAGGAUCCCGAUGAGCAAACAUUGAAGCAGGAGGAUGCACAUGUAAGUACCGAAGUGGAACAUUCAAAACCAGGCGCUGGAUCGCCAACCACAGUAGCACAAAAAGUGAAUUAGUAAGGGUUCGUUGCAAAUGUAGAACUUCAAUAAACGUGUUAAUGAAAAUAA
Molecule: messenger RNA, 686 nt
Organism: Armigeres subalbatus
Lineage: Eukaryota; Metazoa; Arthropoda; Insecta; Diptera; Culicidae
Product: mitochondrial intermembrane space import and assembly protein 40-B
Exons: 2
Coding region: 150-635 (161 amino acids)
Biological process (GO): protein import into mitochondrial intermembrane space
Cellular component (GO): mitochondrial intermembrane space
Molecular function (GO): protein-disulfide reductase activity
Source: RefSeq, a predicted model, not a curated record